Drosophila kikkawai is the source of this 1182-nucleotide messenger RNA. Its product is annotated as accessory gland protein Acp76A-like. Gene Ontology annotation, molecular function: serine-type endopeptidase inhibitor activity. The record is from RefSeq and is a predicted model, not a curated record. NCBI's taxonomy places the organism in Eukaryota, Metazoa, Arthropoda, Insecta, Diptera, Drosophilidae.
UAGCCAGUUACAGUUAAUACCUUUGCGAUGGCUAAGCUAAUUAUAUUAUAUAUUUUUCUGUCGCUAUUCGUGGCUUCUGGAUGGUCGACUUACAAAUUCGAAAUUGAUAUAAUCAGAAAACUAAACGCAGAACAUGCAAACUCUACCAGCUUUGUGAUAUCUCCUUUUUCAAUACACCAGGCACUGGCCAUGCUCUACUUGGAAAAGGAGAGUCGCCGGGACUAUCAACUGGCCAAGGGCCUUGGUAUUACUGGAAAGGGUAGCGAACAGAUCAUAUCCCACUUCGAUGAGGCGUAUCACAAGCUCAUUAAGGAGCAGUUUAUAUUGGCAAACCAUAUAUUUUACCCAGAGAAAUUCAAUGUAACGCAACACAUGAAGAAAAUGAGUGACGAACUCCAUGUAGAUGUGGCGAAAUUAAAAUUUUCCAAUGCAGGUAACGAAAUCACACAAUGGAUGCAAAUAGCAAUUCAAGAAGUUAACUCCGACUUGAUGUCCAAGACAGCGAUUACUGAUAAAACUAAGCUCAUAGCUGUCCAAGGACUUUUUCUGGAACCCAAGUUGAAGUUUCGUUUUUUGACGUAUUUUGAGAAGGCCUUUCCAUUAAAUAUGCCACAUUUAGUUGAGACUCAUUAUAAAAUCAAAAUGAUGUAUGGUCAAGGACCGGUUUCAUACAUCGUCACGGGUCAUGUCGAUGGCGUGUCGAUACCAUUUCCUAAAACCAAUUUAAAAAUGAAAAUUUUUAUGCCCGCGAGUGGCAAUAAUCAGGAAGUUCUCGACAAUUUAAAUGAAUAUUUGGGUUUGAAAAUGCACAAAUACAAUAAAAUGAAUUUAUUGAUGCCCAUAUUUACAGUGGAUAAAACCCUUGAUUUAGGUAAAGCCCUCGAGAGUUUUGGUUUCAAGAAAGUUUUUGCUAAAAAUGUUGAUUUUAAAUUAAAUACAACGGCUCCCAUUUUCAAGCAGCUCAGCGCUCUAAGAGUAAAGUCACACAACAUGUUCCCUUUCGAAUAUCAGAAGCAUGACCACCAUAAAGAGUUUGUAAUCAAACCACCCUUUGUGUUCGUUAUCAAGGACCAUAAGCACAUUUACAUGGCCGGCCGCGUGGAUACUAUGAAGCCGCGUAGAUACUUUUUUAACUGAAUUGUAAAUUAAAUUAACUGAAAUAAAUUCAAACAAGGAGGCGCA